Molecule: messenger RNA, 1101 nt
Organism: Saccharomycodes ludwigii
Lineage: Eukaryota; Fungi; Ascomycota; Saccharomycetes; Saccharomycodales; Saccharomycodaceae
Gene: MCM21
Product: Mcm21p
Exons: 1
Coding region: 1-1101 (366 amino acids)
Cellular component (GO): kinetochore
Source: RefSeq, a predicted model, not a curated record
AUGGACGCUGAAGAUCUUGAAACUUAUAAGCAAGAUAUAAACGCACUAAAUGAAGAAAUCCAACUUUUAGAACGAGAAAAAGAGAGAUUAACAAAGGAGUUGGAAAAAGAGAAAGAAAAACUUGGAUCCAUUAAUAAAGUUACGAGUAAAAUAACAAAUGAUCAUACAGAUACAGUUACAAAAUGCGAAAACACAUUGUACAAUAACCUCCCUGAACUAUAUAAGAUACUGAAACCUCCCAAUGACACUAGUAACACUUUCUAUACUCAUACUGAUCACAAUAUUAACACUAACAAUGACUCCUUAUUAGGCAUCUCUACAGAAAAAAACUUGCAACAUGAUCUACUCAUAUCCAACUAUCCACGAAAUGAAUCUUUUGAUGCAAAAAACCAGCAUUUUCCACACACAGCUACCAUCUAUGAAAACAAUACAGCAACUAGAGAUGAAAAAGAAACAAAUAAUACCAAGGAACUCCAAGAACUUAUUAAUCUGGAAAAAUGUUACAGGCUAAUGUUUGGUAUUACUUUGUUUCCAUUAAUUGACCCAGAUAACUUAUUAUCAAUGAAAAACAGAAAUAAAACAAUAGAUCAAUUAAAAGAUGUUACAGACACAAGCUCACUAUUGCUGGUUGGUUUGAGGCUAGAUGUGUUUAACGACUAUACACAAAAUUUCGAAGCACCAUACUAUUUGAUCUUCAAAAAAAGUUUUAAAGAUAACAAGCAUUGGGUGAUUUUCAAACACACUAUACCUACAUGUGUUGUGGGAGAUGAUGAAAAUAUGGAAAUUUUGAAAAAUGAAAACAUCGGGCCAUUACUUUCCUUUGACGACAUUUAUUUGUUUGGCAAACUAAUUUAUCAAGAUGUAUAUUAUUGGGUACAAAGGAAAACCUUUAUUUUACAGUAUUGUCAAACUUAUAAUGGCAACAAAUUGACUGAAUUAGCAUAUGAUGAUAAAGGCUUCACAUUUUUAAAAUUCAAAUACUCAAACCAUGACUACAAAUUUGAGAUUAAUGAAAGAAAUAUCAUAACUAAAAUCAACAACGAAGAUGUGACUAAUCAAAAGAAAGGUAUCAUAGACUGUCUAACUUAUGAAAUUACAUAA